Messenger RNA from Linum tenue, 2548 nucleotides. The record is from the annotation of a GenBank genome assembly. NCBI's taxonomy places the organism in Eukaryota, Viridiplantae, Streptophyta, Magnoliopsida, Malpighiales, Linaceae.
AAACGCGUUUCUUUUUCAGCGACUUCACUAACCAGUAAAACCACACCGCCAUUUUCCCACUUGCGAAAAUAAACUGACCCCGCCGUUCACUCGAGCUCCAAAGAAAGAACAACAUGGGCGCUCUAAUGGCGGCCAUUUCUCCAAUCGCCUCCGCGCCUCUUCCUUCCCUAUCUCUCUCCUCCUCUUCUUCUCCUUCUGAUCCACCUUCGCCAGCUUUCCUGGUCUUCAAACCUGCUUAUCCGAUCCUCUCAACAUCAUUCAACAACAACUCCGUCCCUCGCCGGGAGAAUUUCCUAGCCGCCGCAGCCGCAAACGCCGAUGCUGCCGCUCUAUCCUCCUCCAGCUCCCCGCCGCCGUCUCCUGCUCCGAGAUCCAAGGUGCGGCGGCACACGAUCUCCGUCUUCGUCGGCGAUGAGAGCGGGAUGAUUAAUAGGAUUGCCGGUGUUUUCGCGAGGAGAGGUUACAACAUUGAGUCGCUUGCCGUUGGUUUGAACAAGGACAAGGCGCUCUUCACCAUUGUCGUUUCCGGAACGGAGAGGGUGCUGCAGCAGGUCGUGGAGCAGCUUCAGAAGCUCGUCAAUGUCUUGAAGGUUGAAGAUCUCUCCAGUGAGCCUCAGGUUGAGCGCGAGCUGAUGCUUAUAAAAGUGAAUGCUGAAACUGAGCACCGUGCUGAGAUCAAGUGGUUGGUGGACAUCUUUAGGGCGAAAAUCGUUGAUAUCUCAGGGCAGUCGGUCACAAUUGAGGUUAUGAUUCUUGAACUUGAGUAUCACUGAGAAUGUUUCUGCCAGACUGAUUGAUAGAUCAUGCGGGAUGGAUGAUUUCAUCGUUCUAUAUUGCUUGCAGUUUUCGUUUAUUGCCUUUUUUAAUUGUUUAAUUCAGUUGGGGACUGAUUAUGGCUUAUGAUCUUUAGAGGAGUGCAGUGGGAGGACGUCUCACAUGAUCGAAAUUGCAAUGGAAUCUGUAAAUUCUUCCCUGAAAACUGACUAGUGGAGUCGAUAUGUUUAAAAAAUUUGAUCUUUUUUCUACAAUCAACCUUUGCACUCUUUGAGAAGUAGGGUUUGCAUCCUGGUAGCAUAUUCUGCUUUUUAAUUCUGUUUUGGGUUUUUAGGUGACUGGAGACCCAGGGAAAAUGGUUGCUGUGCAGAGAAAUCUAAGCAAGUUUGGAAUCAAAGAAAUUGCUAGAACUGGCAAGAUUGCAUUGAGAAGAGAAAAAAUGGGUGCCACUGCUCCCUUUUGGCGAUUCUCUGCCUCUUCGUAUCCUGAUCUCGGAGAGAAUGGGGCUGACAAUGGAUUCUCAGCGGUUACAAGUAGAGCAGUCAUCACUGAAGCUGAUACGACUGCAGGGGGAGAUGUUUAUCCUGUGGAGCAGUCUGAUGGCUUUCCAGUUCAUCGAGUUCUUGAUGCACACUGGGGUGUUCUAAAUGAGGAAGAUACAAGUGGUCUUCGAUCACAUACUUUGUCCAUGCUUGUAAAUGAUGUCCCUGGAGUUCUCAACCUUGUUACUGGAGUUUUUUCUCGACGAGGUUAUAAUAUUCAGAGUUUAGCCGUUGGGCAUUCUGAGAAGGAGGGCCUCUCGCGUAUUACAACUGUCGUACCUGCUACAGAUGAAUCGGUCAGUAAGUUGGUGCAGCAACUGUAUAAGCUAGUAGACCUUCAUGAGGUAAGUGGCGGAAUUGCUAUGUUAACAAACUUACUAUAUCCUUAUACAUUGCCUUACAUAGUCAGAGGCGAGUUUUAGCAACCUGUUCUAUUUACUGUACAUAAGAACGUAUCUGUCUUGGACGUGUUUAACUUAUCAAUCAUCAUGCUCUUCAGUGCUGCUGAUUAUUUUUGGGUUGAAUAAUCAAUUUGGAAGUAUUAUUGGCAGAGUGCUUCCCAUCCCAACUAACAGUCUACUCCUUUUUCAGGUUCACGAUCUUACCUCCUCGCCAUUCGCUGAACGUGAACUGAUGUUGAUCAAGAUCGCAGUGAACGCUGCCGCUCGCCGCGACGUCCUUGAUAUUGCCACCAUUUUCAGGGCAAAAGCAGUUGAUGUCUCUGACCACACCAUAACCCUCGAGCUUACGGGAGAUCUGGACAAGAUGGUUGCUCUGCAGAGAUUGUUGGAGCCCUUUGGCAUCUGCGAGGUUGCACGAACUGGAAGAAUAGCUCUCGUUCGCGAAUCAGGCGUGGAUUCCAAAUAUCUCCGCGGAUACUCUUAUCCUAUAUAGUUAAUUCACAGGCGUCCGUUGUACGCAGCGAUCGUGAAGAGAGCAGUCUAACAGCAUGUUUCGGUGAGGAAAGAGUGAAGCCUCUACUGGGAGAUGGUUCGGUCACCGAAUGUAUUCUGUGCCAUUGCUAUGCUAUACUACGUCAUUUUCUGUAGUUUGGGACCAGCUACGUCAUUUUCUCUUCCAUAGCUUUCCUUUUCGUUACCAGUCCCCAUUUUGGUUGUCAUAGCAAUUCGUAACGCAGCUAUAGUGACCAAUUAGGCUACCAAAAUGUUUUGGUCAUGAAUAGUAUUAGUAACCAAAUAAGUUUUGGUCAUAAAAAAUACAAAUUCAAAUUA